Molecule: messenger RNA, 1092 nt
Organism: Zychaea mexicana
Lineage: Eukaryota; Fungi; Mucoromycota; Mucoromycetes; Mucorales; Lichtheimiaceae
Exons: 2
Coding region: 16-1023 (335 amino acids)
Source: RefSeq, a predicted model, not a curated record
UUUACAGCUUUUGCAAUGACAAAUCAACAAUAUCACACAAUAAGCACCAGCACUAUGCCAGUGAAGGACUACUACGACGAUAACACCAGCAGUAACCCACCUUCUAUAGCUGACCCCGAAGAUGCACAUUUACGCGAGCAUGCAGCUGGCAACGAUUAUUCAGAAAAGAGCACUGAAGACACAAAAUCAUCAGAACAAAAAGAAAUUGACAAGAAAACCAAACGACGCAACAGAAUACGAGCAAUCGCACGCGUAUUGACCCUUAUAAUAGUCGACUUGGGUCUGCCCCUUGCUCUCUUUUUCAUUCUGAACACGUAUUCGACACCAGUCAUUGCCCUAAUUUGCGCCGGUAUUCCACCGCUCCUACGUAUCAUCUACACCUCUAUCCGACACAAGCGCUUCGAUUUUUUGAACGGUCUUGUCAUCGUUGCUUUUGCUGUAUCAGCAAUCGUCACCGCCAUCAGCGGCGACAUAAAGGUGAUUCUUUUGCGGGAUGCAGUCACCACAACCCUCAUGGCUAUCAUCUUUAUAUCCACUUUGAUCCCUUUAAAAACACGGUGGUUCACGUUCUACCCUCUCAUACAUUUGAUUGGCCGCGAAGUAUUCGAAGCAUUUCCGGAGCAGAAAUGGACGGACGAAAAUGGCGUCGAACAUGAAAUGAUGUAUGCCGAAUGGAUGUGGCAAGAGAUGCGUUUAUACAGAACGUGCUGUCGUUCUCUUACGAUCGCUUGGGGUGUCACGUUUUUGGGCGACGCUAGCUCGCGUGUAGCUAUGGUGUUCACAGGUGUCCCACCGGAGCAGAUAAUAGUCAUCGGUCUUAUCAUUUCGGCAGCAACUCUCGGAGUGCUUAGUAUUGCAAAUGUUAUCGUAUUCGUCUAUUUGCGAAAACGAUGUAUUCCAUUUAGCGAGCGUUGGAUGAAGACCCACGAUUAUUCUCAGUCGACUGGCCGUGUGAACUAUAACAAUGACGAAAGUCCUCUGAUGAAAAAUGAGCAAACUUUCUCUUCGGUACCGAUAUCCUAAGUCGUCUUUAGUAGUUUGUAUAAUAUGAACAGCUUUUUCACUUUGUAUAAUAAACAUUUUGGUUGCCAG